AAACUGAUACACGCUCAAAUGCUCAAUGCUAAUCCUGUAAUAAUCGUGUUUUCAUUUUGCAAUCGUAAACUACACGGAAUCUGUGGGAGCUAAAAAAAAAAAAAAAAAAAAAACGCAUGUGAAUGAUGGUAGAGUAAGAAAAUAAUCUUUCCUAUAAAUCCUAAUCUUUGAAUCCUAAAUGUCAUCCACCCAAAGUAUUCAGGAGCACUGCAGUUUCCUGGAGAACGCUAAUUGUGAGGUCGCAUCUAAGCCGUUUUAGCAGCUAGCGGCAUGUGUUUACGCGGCAUGUGUAAACUUUGAGGGCGUACUAAAUAUAACAUAAGAUCAACUUCUGCACCGAAGCUCCUAAUCCAUUUUGUAUUUACAUUUACAUCUUAUUUCCAUUUCCUGUAAAGAUAGCGAACAAUCGUGAUGGGAUGACUAGCGUUGAUAUUCACUACGGUGUAUGAAACUGAGCAGGCUGCCGUUUUGCUUGAUCUGGAAUACAUUUUGGUUGAAAAUAAUUCAGGUUAAAAUAGGAUUCGGAUAUGGGUCAGGUGUACAGAUAGGAUUAAAAUCCGUCUCAGAAUCAUGGAUCAAAAUGUAAAUACAGCCUUUGUACCACUACCAAAUAGGUGCUUUUCUGCAUUGAGCUAUAAUUAGUGAGGCCCUGUGACUGCUAGCCGUUAGUGUCAGAUUGCAGUUUGCUGUAUCUGGACUGGUGUAGCACCUGCUGCUAGCUGUAACACUCUCUUAAGCUUAGCACAAGGGUACAGGGAUACUGUACAUCUAAUAUGUUUUUUUUGUUUUAAAGCAUCACGGCUAGUGCUAGUUUUUGUACAUAAUUUCUAAUAAAAAAAUUAAGAUUCCUCUGGCGUCAGGUUUACGCCGGAGCUCCGUGGAAGCGAAAGGUUUCGGGUGGAUAUUCCAGUUUCCAGUUUUAUGGUGAUGGUCGAGGGGGCUGGACUUAUCCCAGUGCUGAGUGACCUGACUGGAUGAAAGCACAAUCACUGAAGCACAGAGAAACUCAUACACCCCGUUGGACCUUCAUCUUCAGCUCUGCGCUCCAAAACCUGUUGGUGUUUGGAUGCUGAACAUGGAACGAUGCCGAGUUUCUGAAACACAAAGGCAGUCCAACGGCAGUUAAGAAACAGUCCCCUAUGCUUGGAGCUGAACAAUGGAAAGCUGGGUUCUUGAUGGAGACAGCUACUCCUUCCUGCGCAGUGCUCCACGUAACAUCAACCUGCAGCACCUGGAUGGGCCCAAUCGUGUGGAGAUCUUUGACAUCACUAAUAUCCCCAGCCAUCGUAGUGCGAUAUCUGAAACGACUUGCCUUUGUGACAUUUUUGGGGAUGAUUGUGAGUCUCCGUCUCUCCCGAGCAGCCCGGCUGCUGCCUCUUCACUAAAAAAGGUUGCGGAUGAACAGUGCGAAGAUCUCAACGAUUCAUCAGGUUCUUACCAUACAGCUAACGGUUCGGAGAAUCUGAGUGACGGGAGUGACGCGUUUGAGGAUUCGAAAGACACAAAAGAUUCAAUUUUAUCUGAGACUGGAAAAUCAAACACACAAGCAUGUGAUUUAACACUGCCAAAUGAAGAAAGGGAAGAUUCCUCCACUUCAAAUGGCUCAUUCAAGCCAGAAGGAAACUGGCAAGAAUCUCAAUUGUCGCAGGACACUGGCUUAGAGCGAGUUGAAAAUUCUUCUGACCAGCAGCUAGUAACGUCAACGUCUGAAUUUAGAGACACUAAAAUUAGAGUAACUGGUUCCACACAAGAGAUAAUCUCUGCUGACCUCUUAUCUGAAAUCAAGGGUAUUAGAGACCACACUACCUCGACUGAGCAUAGGGAAACCGAUUCACUGGACUCUUCACUUGCAAAUAGGGAUAUACAGAGGAACAAUACCACAUCUGAGGUGAGGGAAAAUGAUUCACCACAAGAGAAUAAAGAUUCUUUAAAAAGCUUGGCAUCUGAGGAUACUCCUGAGGAGAAUAAUGAUCUCAGCUGCUCUGGAGAGGAAGAAGAACAAAUCUCUUUUCCCGACAUUUUACUUACAGAAAACAACCCGACAUUAAAAAGCGACUUUUCUUUGUCUCUGACCAACUAUUCAAAUGAUGGCCUUGACUUUACUUCUCUUCAGAAGACUGAUCUUUCUGCAAAAGAUGAAACGCAUGAUCUGAGAGGAAUGUCGGCGCCACUAGAACAUGACAAAGUACCAAAUAAAUCAACAUGUGUAGGUACAUUUCUGUGUGAUGAUAAAGCAGGAAUGUCAGACUUGAAAGACUCAAACACUUUAUCUCCACCUACUUAUGUGGAGGAUAACUCUGGAACAGAUGAAGCAUCUAUGCCUCAACACUUCACUAUUUCUUCUGAAACAACAGAAACAGUACUCUUUGAUGAACAGAGAAGCCUGACACCUUUUUCAGUCCCAACAGAAAAACUAACAUCAUGUGUGAUCAGUGAGUCAUGCUCCCCCUCUGGUUCUUCAGUAGAUGUGGACUACUCAGAGCCACCAAUAAUAAUACACUCACCUGUGGGUUUCAGUCUUUGCCCUUCACCAGAACCCAAGAAGACUUGUUUAGCUGGACCAGAAGAUUUUGAGUUCACACCUGACAGUCCAGAAAGCGAAUACAGACUUACACCUACAGAUGGAGGUUCUGUUUCAUCGUUCGAUUCCAAACUAUGUCCUACACCUGAGUCAAGGAGUGUUAUGUCUACACCAGAGAACAAUCCAAAUGCCUUUAUAUAUGAAUUGAGUCCUGCGGCUUCUUCGGCUGAACUGAGAUCUGCAAGCUGUUCUCCUGAAAUCAAAAUAACCACAUAUAGCUCCCAGAAUCAACAGUCACUUCAGAUUGAGAACAAUGACUUUCCAUCCCAAAAUGAAGUUCUAGCACAAAACCAUGAUUUAGAGGAAAUAAUUCAUGCAGAAGGUUUUAUGCCAACUACACUUCCUGGGAAGGAAUUUGCAGAUAGGACUGUUUCAACUAUCUACAACCUUUCAUCAGCACAUGGAGAAAUAUAUAGUUUAUCAACAACUUUACCAAGAGAUACCGAGUCUCCUGAUCUCAAAGGAACAAGAUAUGCCAAGAGCCCUAUGUCAAUUAUGCUUCCGACAAACAAGAUUAUCUCCUCUAACGUUUCAAUGGACAAGUGCACAAUUGUUCCACAUUCAGCCGAAAAAGCUACAGUGUCUCCUGAUGUACAUGAAAUAAGAUUUGUUGAAAAUUCCAUCUCAACAAUACAAAUUCCUGCAAAUGAAACAACAAACAUGGCCACCUCACCAGUCUCCAACCUUUCAUCAACAGAAGAAGGCAUAACCAGAUCACCAUUCACUUUAGGUAUAUCAGGAGACACAUCAUCUCCUGAUGUAUUCAGAGCAAAAUCCACUGAAAACUCUAUACCAAAUACACUUUUCACAAAGGAUAAUGAAAAUAUGUUCAGCUCUCCCAUUUUAGACUCUUUAUCAACAGAGGGAGGAAUUUCAAGACCCUCAAAUGGAAGUGCACCAAGAGACACAGGAUCUCCUGAUAGAAUUGUAUGUGUGGAAAAUCCUGCAUCGACUACACUUCUCACAAAUGAGCCCACAUUUUUGGCUAUCUCACCACUUUCCACCCCUUUCCAAUGUCCAACAGCAUCAAAUGUAAGUAUACCAGAAGAUACAAUGUCCCCUGAUGUUGAAGCAACAACUGUUCAAAACUCCAUGUCAACUAUUCUUCCCAUAAACGAGAUUGAAAAUGUGGUCAUCACACCAAUUACACACCUCUCAUCAACAGAAGGAGGUAUAUCUAGAUCACCAUCAACUUUAACAAGUUUAACAAGAGAUGCUAAAUCCCCUGAUAUAGCACCAACAAACUAUUUGGAAAGUCCUCUGAAACCCAUAGUUUUUACAAAAAAUACUACAAACAAGAUUUCUUCAACAAAGGGAGGGAUAUCUAGACCCUCACCAAGUCCUGGUGUGCCAAGAAAUACAGUAUCCCCUGGUAUAGAUGAAAUAAGGUGUGAGGAAAUUCAUAUAUUAACAACAGACCUAACAAAUAUGGACAACUCACCCAUCAACCUUUCAGUAAUAGAAGGCAUACCUAAAUCUUCAGGUGAUUCGUGUAUACAUAGAGAUACCAUGUGUCUUGAUAUAGAAAAAACAACAUACAUGGAUGGAUCCAAUGAGAUUUGGACAAACGAGAUGACAAAUAGGCCAAAUUCAGCCAUCUCCACUGAAGGAUGCAUAUCGAGAUCACUAUCACCAUCAAGCAUAUCAAAAACUACAGUGUUUACUGCUGCAGAUGGGUUGCGAUCUAUAGAAAGUCCUAUAUCAACCAUACUUCCUGAAAACAAGGCUCCAAAUAUAGAAAUGUCACUAACUGAUGGAGGUCUACCUAACCCUGCAUUUAUUAAACCAAGAGAUACCAUGUUCCCUGAUUUAGAAAAAUCAGGAUACGGUGAGAGAUCAGAAGAGAUUCUCACACAGGAGAUUGCAAAUGAUGCCAUUUCAAACAUCUCAAACUUUUCAUCAACAGAAGGAAGCAAAUCUAGAUUGUCACCAACUUCAAAUGUACCAAGAGAUACUUUGUGUCCUGAAGGAAUUAGAUGUGUACAAAGCUCUACGACAACCAUACUUCCCGCAAACAUCUCCCCUGUUUAUAAUUAUUCCUUAACAGAGGAAGGCAUAUCUAGACAACCAGCAAAUUUGUAUACACCAAAUAGAGAUUCUACAUCUGCUGAUUAUGAAGGAACAACAUACAAUGAAGGAUCGAAUUGUAUUCCUAUAAAUGAGAUAAAAAAUAUGUCUUCAUCCAUCUCUAAACCCAUACCACCCUCAGUUAUAACGACAGAUUGGCUGUCUUCACUUACAGCGAUAUAUCAAGGAAAACCUAACACAUUUUAUCAGCACCAGAACCGUGCAUGCCUUUGGGAUACAUAGAUAAUCACCUCUUAU
Molecule: messenger RNA, 4906 nt
Organism: Silurus meridionalis
Lineage: Eukaryota; Metazoa; Chordata; Actinopteri; Siluriformes; Siluridae
Product: mucin-17-like
Exons: 2
Coding region: 1157-4891 (1244 amino acids)
Source: RefSeq, a predicted model, not a curated record